ACAGAUUACCGAGAGUUCUUUCUACGAGUUGCGCAACCAAAAACGACCUGGCACAGGCGAUGGCCACCGCGUCCCACCCCGUCUUACCCUUCACUCCCCACCAAAAUCCCGCCACCUCCCACCACCACCACCUCCACCACCAGCUCACCUCCGCCACCUCCCUCACCCACCUCAAACAACUCCACGCCCAAAUCCUCCGCUCCAACCUCCCCCUCCCCUCCACCUCCCUCCUCCUCCACACCCUCUCUCUCUCCUCCUCCCCCCUCUCUCUCUCCUACUCCCUCUCCGUCUUCACCCACAUCCCUAAACCAAAUCCCAACCUCUCCAACAAGCUCUUACGCGAGUUUUCCAACAGCAGAGAGCCCUAUAAUACCCUCUUGGCCUAUUCUCAGCUGAGGGGAAAAGGAUUGGGUGUGGACAGGUUUUGCUUCCCUACGGUGUUGAAGGUGGUUUCUAGGGUUAAGGCGGUGAUUGAGGGGAUGGAGGUUCAUGGGUUGGCUGUGAAGUUGGGUUUUGGCGAUGACCCGUUUGUGGAGACGGGUCUGGUGAGGAUGUAUGAGGGUUGUGGAAGGAUUUUGGAUGCGAGGAGGGUGUUUGAUAAAAUGUCUCACAGAGAUGUUGUCACGUGGAGUGUUAUGAUUAAUGGUUACAGUCAAGCUGGCCUCUUCGAUGAUGUCUUGGCGCUAUUUGAGGCGAUGAAGAGCUCCAAUGUGGAACCGGAUGAGGUCAUUUUUUCCUCCAUUAUUUCUGCUUGCGGCCGUGCCAGGAACUUAAGCUAUGGGAAGGCAAUCCACGAGUUCAUCACUCAGAGCGGCAUGCUCACUGACCCUCAUUUACAGAGUGCUCUUGUCAGCAUGUAUGGAAGUUGUGGUUCCAUGGAGUUGGCCCAGAAUUUAUAUGAUCAGUUGUCAACAAAACCCAUAGUUGUGUCAACUGCCAUGAUAUCUGGGUAUUCCAAGAAUGGACAGGUUGAAGCAGCGCGCUUGAUUUUUGAUCAAAUGACUGGAAAGGACUUAGUCUGUUGGAGUGCCAUGAUGUCUUGUUAUGCGGAGAGCGAGAAACCUUUAGAAGCUCUUGAACUCUUUAAUCAAAUGCAGGUUAGGAGGAUAAAACCUGACAAAGUAACCAUGUUGAUUGUUAUCUCAGCCUGCGCUCAUCUUGGUGCAUUGAAGCAUGCCAAAUGGAUCCAUGAAUAUGUCAAUCGACAUGGGUUUGGUGGUGAUUUGCGUGUUAAUAAUGCUCUCAUUGAUAUGUAUGCUAAGUGUGGGAGUUUGGAAGGAGCCAUAGAAGUUUUUGAUGGAAUGUCUAGAAAAAAUGUAGUAACUUGGACCGGUAUGAUCACCGCCCUUGCCAUCCACGGGGAGGCUGUUAAUGCAUUGAAGCUUUUCUAUCAGUUGGAAAAUGAAAAUAUAAAGCCUAACGAGGUUACAUUUGUGAGUGUGCUUUAUGCUUGCAGCCAUUCAGGAUUGGUAGACGAGGGCCGAAAAAUAUUUGCAUCUAUGGUAGAAGAAUACAACAUCACGCCCAAACUUGCGCAUUACGGUUGCAUGGUAGAUCUCCUUGGACGCGCAAAUCUACUAACAGAAGCUUUUGAGAUUGUAGAGCAAAUGCCUUUGGAACCUAAUGUUGUCAUCUGGGGAUCUCUCAUGGCUGCUUGUCAGUUCCAUGAUGAGUUUGAAUUGGGAGAAUUCGCUGCAAAACAACUUCUUCAGCUUGACCCGGAUCAUGAUGGGGCCCAUGUGUUCUUAUCAAACAUUUUUGCCAAAGAAAGGAGAUGGGAAGAUGCAAGGGAGGCGAGGAUAUUGAUGAAGCAGAAAGGCGUAUCCAAAGAGAGGGGAUGGAGUAGGAUUGAACUGAACAAUGAGGUACACCAGUUUUUAAUGGGAGCCAGGAAUCAUGAACAAGCUGAUGAGAUCUAUGCAAAGUUAAAUGAAGUGGUGGGUGAACUGAAGCAAGUUGGUUAUGCUCCGAAUACCUGCAAUGUUUUAGUGGACUUGGAUGAAGAUGAAAAGGAAAAAGCUGUAUUAUGGCACGGUGAGAAGUUAGCACUUUGUUAUGGGCUGAUUCGAGAGGAACAAGGAUCGAGUAUUCGCAUAGUUAAGAAUCUUAGAAUCUGUGAGGACUGCCAUACCUUUAUGAAGUUGGUGUCUAAGGUGCAUCAGAAGAACAUUAUUGUUAGAGACAGGACUAGGUUUCACCAUUAUAAAGAUGGCUUGUGUUCUUGUAAUGACUACUGGUGAUAUUUUGAUGUAUUUCACUAUUAUCCAGAUUACCAAA
Rhododendron vialii is the source of this 2277-nucleotide messenger RNA. RefSeq names its product pentatricopeptide repeat-containing protein At4g14820. The record is from RefSeq and is a predicted model, not a curated record. Gene Ontology annotation, molecular function: zinc ion binding; RNA binding; protein binding. The coding region runs from base 60 to 2240 and encodes 726 amino acids. Gene Ontology annotation, biological process: RNA modification. The transcript has 2 exons. Lineage: Eukaryota; Viridiplantae; Streptophyta; Magnoliopsida; Ericales; Ericaceae.